AUGGCUCCAGCCCAGAAUGUCCCUCAGUCUCCGAUCACAGUGGUCACCCCGCCUGCACCGUCCUUUCACUACUUCCGGACUGCGGAUCGACGCCCACGAUCCCGCACCAAGCUCACGGUCGAAGAGAGAGAGAAGGUGCUGGGGGUCAGACGGCAGGGUGCAUGCCUGAGGUGUAGGAUCCUCAAGAUCCAGUGCUCCGUCGAUAACCCGUGUCAACCCUGCUUGCAGUCGGCCGUGAAGGGGUUCGAGAGGAAGGUCCUCUCCUUCUGCUACUGCGUGCGGACCCGCUUCGCCGAUGUCAACAUCUUCGAUUCGCCUUGGCAGCUAGAAGGAAGACUAGGAGGCUCAUCAGGUCCAGGACGAGCCACCGCAACAACAACAACAACAACAACCAUGCAGAUCGACACGCUCAUGCAGCGGAUGAGCGCCCUGCUCGCCCGCAUCGCCACGCCCGCGCACUUCUCACUCACCUCCCACCCGGCCGCCUUCAACAACGCCCUGUUCGCCUGGCUCACCGACCCAGACUUCCACCUUCCCAACGGCAGCAUCGUCGGCCUGUGCUGUUCCAGCCUGCUGGGGCUGCAGUUUCCGGCUCCUCAGCAAGAACGGGGGAAUGACGAAGACGACGACGGCCUGCUCGCCGACUUCCGCCGCUUCGUGCUGGCCACAUCCCUCGUCCACGCCGGCUGGCGCGACAGCAGCAGCAGCAGCAGCAGCAGCAGCAGCAACGGUAGCAGCAGGGGCUUCAUUACCACGCGGGACCUGUGCGCGGUGGGCCAGGCGUCGGGCGCGCGGCUGCUCCGCCGGCUCGACCGCGUGCUCACGCCGCAGUUCCUCGCCCGCUGUGGGCGCGACUCGUGCCAGGUGCUGUUCCUGCUCGUGCUGGGCGCCGUGCUCGGCGUGGGAUACUCGUCGCCGUCGCACCUGCUUUCUUCAGCUUCUAUGCACCAUCGGACGCUCAUCAGCCCGGAGUUCCAGCGCAGUCCGACGCUGUGGCUCGCCAUGAAGGAGCACCUGUGCCAGAUGCUGGCGCAUCAUCUGGUGUUUGUCGGGUCGAUGCUGGGCAUCAGGAUGGAUACGGGUCUGGAGCAGAGGAUUAUCGAUACUGCGGUCAGGAGGUGGCACAAGGCGGAGCAGUUUGUCUGGGCCGAUGUUGUGGGUUUACCAUCCAGGGAGGAAGGGAGUUCGUCUGCAGCGGCGGAGGGAUUGCCGGGGACAGCAGCUGUCGACCCGAAGAGCGAGGCGGGAGAAGCGGCGCCGCCGGAUCCAGGUUUGCACGAGCCUCCUUCCUGGAGCAAUCCGCCGCGGAUGGCGCCGCAGUUGGUCCCGAUCCAUGUCCCUGAGCUCCGGGAUUUCCAGCCGCGAACGACGGAGGACUGGUCGGAGAACCCGACGUCAUACCUUGCCAUGUUUGACAAACCCGAGAGCGGCGGGUUCUCUGGGUUAGGAAGCGCCUCAGAGGACCAACGCACGGCGGAUACAGGAAAUCAAACAGGUCCAGAGGCGAGGUCCAAACAGAAAGCGCCGGAACACAUACCGCCGCGGGAAAGGAAACGAAGGUCAAUAUGGCUCGUCCGGCCGUUCGAUGCCGGGCCAGAGGGUGGCUUCAUCAAUGUCCACGCACGUCUACAGGGCGGGAUGGGCAUGGAAAGUCUGCGGGCGUUUGUAUGA
This is a messenger RNA of Chaetomium strumarium, 1671 nucleotides long. RefSeq lists its product as uncharacterized. Lineage: Eukaryota; Fungi; Ascomycota; Sordariomycetes; Sordariales; Chaetomiaceae. Bases 1 to 1671 code for a protein of 556 amino acids. The transcript has 5 exons. Gene Ontology annotation, molecular function: zinc ion binding; DNA-binding transcription factor activity, RNA polymerase II-specific. Gene Ontology annotation, biological process: regulation of DNA-templated transcription. The record is from RefSeq and is a predicted model, not a curated record.